CCUAACGAAGUAGGUGUGACGAUCAGUCAGCUGAUUCUUGCAAGGCUUACGGGAUCGGCUUGGGAAUUGUUAUUCCCUUCACUCCAGGAAAAUCUUGAUUUUCACUUAAAAACAAUAGUUGAUUAACGAUGGCGCUUCAUUCUGCAGGAAAAGGAAAACUUCUUGCCGUUAUUGGUGACGAGGAUACUUGCGUGGGAUUCCUGCUGGGAGGUGUUGGUGAAAUCAAUAAGAACCGUCAAUCCAAUUUUAUGGUGGUUGAUAAGAACACUGCAGUUAGUGAAAUUGAAGAUACUUUCAAACGUUUCAUCAAGCGAGAUGAUAUUGAUAUCAUACUCAUAAAUCAAAAUAUUGCUGAAAUGAUUCGUCAUGUCAUUGACAGUCACACUCAGCCUAUUCCAUCUGUCCUAGAGAUUCCAAGCAAAGACCAUCCAUAUGAUGCGAGCAAAGACUCGAUUUUGCGGCGUGCAAGGGGUAUGUUCAAUCCGGAAGAUAUUCAUUAAUGUACAAUAUUUCAGCACACACUGAAUUGGUAAUGAGAGUAUUGUAUACUAAAAGUAUUUACGGACCCAUGUAUAAUUUAUUAGAGUAACCAAUAGGUCCACGUUACACAAACUAUUCCUGUGAAUAUAAAUAAGAAAGUCUAACAUUCCAUCACAUAGCGACUCUUAUAACUUUUACCACACUUAAAAAUUUGCUUAUUGCAACUACCCUAAACAAAAGUGCAUAAUGAAAUUUGUGAACGUAUCAAAUACAUAUUCAAAUUGGCAUUGGUAUAACUUGUAAAAUGUAAAAUCUUUUAAUCAGUUGAUGGAAAUUGUAAAAUAUUAUAUGUCAAAGAUUA
Cephus cinctus (wheat stem sawfly) is the source of this 841-nucleotide messenger RNA. RefSeq names its product V-type proton ATPase subunit F 1 (gene Vha14-1). The record is from RefSeq and is a predicted model, not a curated record. Bases 129 to 500 code for a protein of 123 amino acids. Gene Ontology annotation, cellular component: proton-transporting V-type ATPase, V1 domain; membrane. Gene Ontology annotation, biological process: proton transmembrane transport. Lineage: Eukaryota; Metazoa; Arthropoda; Insecta; Hymenoptera; Cephidae. Gene Ontology annotation, molecular function: proton-transporting ATPase activity, rotational mechanism. The transcript is spliced from 5 exons.